Messenger RNA from Quercus lobata, 924 nucleotides. RefSeq lists its product as uncharacterized. The transcript has a single exon. Bases 1 to 924 code for a protein of 307 amino acids. The record is from RefSeq and is a predicted model, not a curated record. Lineage: Eukaryota; Viridiplantae; Streptophyta; Magnoliopsida; Fagales; Fagaceae.
AUGGCAGAUGAAGUGAUACACAGCUUGGAGGAUAUGAAACUGACUACAGAAGAGGAGGAAGUUAUACCUAUCUCCGAUGAGGGUAGGCAAGAAGAGAUUGAGAGAUGUGUCCUAAGUUUAAUCGGUAAGUUCCUCACCUGCAAACCCUUUAAUAAAAGAGCUGCUCUAAGCCCAAUGAAGAGGGCGUGGGGAUUGGAAAACAAAGUACAGGUUGUGGACGUCGGAGCAAACCUUUUUCAGUUCAAGUUUCCGACUGAAUUUGAUUUGGAAAGGGUUUUGAAGAAUGGGCCGUGGACUUUCGAUAACCAAGCUCUAUUACUAGUUCGAUGGAGAGCUGGGAUGACCGCUAGCAAUGUCAAGUUUGAGUCUGCGUCAUUUUGGGUGCAAAUCUGGGGAGCCCCGUUUGAUAUGGUCUCUCCAAAAGUAGCAGAGAAAAUAGGGAGUCGGUUGGGAGUUGUUGAAGAAGUGGAGAAGAGGCUGAAACAGGAUACUCCAAGCAUGUUUAUGAGAGUUAAGGUGGCGCUGCCUAUAUCAAAACCGCUUCGGAGAGGGGCGUUUGUUGCUGGAUCAAAUGGACAGAGGACAUGGGUCUCAUUUAGGUACGAAAGGCUUGCUCUGUUUUGCCAUCACUGCGGUUUGCUUGGCCACGACAUCAAGCAUUGUGCUCAACACUUCGCGAUAACAAAGGGAGGUAGAGAAGUUCCUUGCCAGUAUGGGGAAUGGCUGAAGGCCUCAGGGAGUCGUGGUCGGUCUCCAAAUCGGCGAGACCAAGUUCGUGAGGCAGAUGACAAAGGGAACGCUGAGAGGAGAACAACGCAGCAACAUCAGAAUGAGUUGUCUGGGAUGGUUAACGAUGGCGGAAGGGAUGAGUCAGAGAUUAGGGAUGGAGGAGACAUGCGCUUUAAUGAGGCUAACGUGAAUUAG